AUGGCGCAACCGAUCCCUCAGCCCAAGGGCGUGCCGCUACUCGGCAACAUCUUCGACAUCAAGCCCAGCAACACCUGGACGUCCCUCAAGGCGCUGGCCGAGGAGCACGGCGAGAUCUUCCAGGUCAAGAUCCUCGGCAAGACCAUCGUCUUCGUCGCCUCGGCGGCGCUCGCCGAGGAGGUCUGCGACGAGAAGCGCUUCCGCAAGUUCGUCGGCGGGCCCAUCGUCGAGAUCCGCGCCGCCGUGCACGACUCCCUCUUCACCGCCUACGCCUCCGAGGAGGCCGUCUGGGGCGUCGCCCACCGCAUCCUCGCGCCGCACAUGAGCCCCGACGCCAUCGCCCGCUGGUGCCACCCGGAGAUGCGCGACGCCGCGCAGGAGCUGCUAGAUCUAUGGACGAAGCGGUGCGACGGUGGGCUGGUCAUGGAACCGUUUGAGCAGCUCGCAAGGCUGGAACUGGAGACAAUGACGCGGGCGCUCUACGGCCAGAGGCUGGGCGCGCUGACGGGCCCGCGGCACCCGAUGCUGCGCGCCAUGGAGGAGGCGACCUCGGAGGCCGUGAUGCGCCCGGCGCGCCCGGCGCUGGUCAACGCGCUGCUGUACGGGCGCAAGUUUCGCGCCGCGGUGGCGGUGCUGCGGGAGUGGGCGGAGGGGGUGGUGCGGCACAGGAGGGAGAACCCGACGGACCGCGAGGACAUGCUGGCGUCGAUGCUGGCGGCCAAGGACCCGCAGACGGGCCGCGGGCUGAGCGAGUCGCAGGUGAUUGACGAGGUGGUCACGAUGCCGGUCGGCAGCAGCACCUCGCCGUGCCUCCUGGCGAUGGCGCUGUACCUGCUGCUCGGGAACCAGGGGGCGGUGCGGCGGGCGCGCGAGGAGAUUGCCGCGGUGGUGGGUGACGACCGCGGCGCGCCGAUCGAGUACGCGCACGUGGGGAAGCUCACGUACGUCGGGGCGAUUGUGCACGAGGCGCUGCGGCUGUCCUUUGCCGCGCCAGGCUUCAACAUCGAGCCAGUGCCGUCGGCGGACGGGGCGCCGGUGUCUCUGGCGGGCGGCAAGUACGAGGUCGCGCACGACCAGGCCAUCAUCCUGGUCAUGGCGGGCAUCAACCGCGACCCGGCAGUGUUUGAGGACCCGGAGGCGUUCCGGCCGGAGCGCAUGCUGCCGGAGGAGUUUGCGCGGCUGCCCCCGGGCGUCAAGAAGUGGUUCGGCAACGGCAGGAGGGCGUGCUUCGGCACGGCGUACGCGUGGCACUCGAACGUGCUGGUGCUGGCGAUGCUGCUGCGCGCGGUCGACUUCGAGGCCGCGGAUGAGGGGUACGUGCUGGAGAGGGACGGGUGGUUUAAUUACCGCCCGGUCGGGUUCAAGGUCAAGGUCAAGCCGAGAGCGGAUUGA
Molecule: messenger RNA, 1392 nt
Organism: Cordyceps fumosorosea ARSEF 2679
Lineage: Eukaryota; Fungi; Ascomycota; Sordariomycetes; Hypocreales; Cordycipitaceae
Product: Cytochrome P450
Exons: 1
Coding region: 1-1392 (463 amino acids)
Molecular function (GO): monooxygenase activity; oxidoreductase activity, acting on paired donors, with incorporation or reduction of molecular oxygen; heme binding
Source: RefSeq, a predicted model, not a curated record